Daucus carota subsp. sativus is the source of this 1681-nucleotide messenger RNA. RefSeq names its product 7-deoxyloganetic acid glucosyltransferase-like. Gene Ontology annotation, molecular function: UDP-glycosyltransferase activity. Bases 49 to 1548 code for a protein of 499 amino acids. The transcript has 2 exons. Lineage: Eukaryota; Viridiplantae; Streptophyta; Magnoliopsida; Apiales; Apiaceae. The record is from RefSeq and is a predicted model, not a curated record.
GGUCCUCCAAGAAAAAGAAAAUAUUCCCCUAGUGUAGUUUAAUUAACAAUGAACACAGUUGGAAGAACAAGAUCUAAGAUGGGAAAUAAUAAAGUAAAAUCUCCUCAUGUACUCAUUUUCCCCUUACCAUUGCAAGGUCCAGUUAAUUGUAUGCUCAAACUAGCUGAGCUUUUGGCUAUUAAUGGACUCCAUGUCACCUUCCUCAACACAGACUACAUCCAGAACUGCCUGCUCAAGCACACCCAUGUCCAAUCUCGGUUUGAAAAUUAUCCUGGAUUUCGUUUUGAAACCAUCCCAGAUGGCCUGCACCAACACCAUCCGCGGACGGCUGAUAAGUUUGUGGAUAUUACUAAUGGUAUAGAGGAAGUAAUGAGGCCACUUUUCAUAGAGAUGUUGACCAAUGGAAACCUCAGUUCUAAGUCAACCAAGCCGGUGUCUUUCAUAAUAUCAGAUGGGUUUUACAGUUUUGCUGCUGAUCUAGCUAAGGAUGCUGGGAUUCCACUUGUGUAUUUUCCGACAAUCAGCCCUUGUGCUCAAUGGGCCUUUUUCUGUCUCCCAAGGCUCAUUGACUUAGCAGAGGUUCCUUUCAAAGAGGAGGAUUAUGAUAGAAAGGUUUCUGGGGUACCAGGGGCCGAAAAUUUUCUCAGGCAGCGUGAUCUCCCCAGCUAUUUCCGGAACACUGAUCUUAACCAUCCUAUUAUUCAGUGUAUUCUAAAAGAAAUUCAACAAAUUCCAAGGUCUCAAGGACUGAUACUUAACUCAUCAGAACUCAUAGACGGGCCAAUGAUAUCCCAGAUAAGCACUCUCUGUCCAAACAUUUAUAACAUAGGUCCUCUCCAUUCACUCCACAAGUCUAUUCUCCUUUCAACACAAAAAGCCUCAUCACAUAUCAAUUCCUCAAAUAGCCUGUGGGAAGAUGACAAAAGCUGCAUGACCUGGCUAGACGCCCAACCGCAAAAAUCAGUUAUUUAUAUUAGCAUUGGAAGUCUUGCAGUCAUGACAGUGGACCAGCUCAAGGAGUUGUGGCAUGGUAUAGUGAAUAGUGGAAAACGAUUUUUAUGGGCCUUGCGACCUGGAUCAAUUGCUGGAGAGGAUGAUAAAUAUGCAAUUCCGCCAGAACUUUCAGAAGCUACAAAAGAGAGGGGCUGUAUUGUGAGUUGGGUUUUCCAAGAGGAAGUUUUAGCACACCCUGCUAUAGGAUUAUUUUUGACUCACAGUGGCUGGAACUCAACUCUGGAGAGUUUAGUUGAGGGAGUGCCAAUGAUUUGUUGGCCAUAUUUUGUGGACCAACAAGUGAAUAGUAGGCUUGUACAAGAAGUAUGGAGGGUUGGCAUUGACUUGAAAGACAGUUGUGAUAGAGUUACAUUCGAAAAGGCAGUGAGGGAAAUUAUGGAGGAUAAGAAAGAUGAGUUUGAGAGUUCAGCUUCCAAGAUUGCCAAGCUUGCACAUCAAAGUGUUGCUGAUCAAGGUGGAUCAGCCCGUUAUAAUUUUAAUCGCUUGGUUGAAGACAUUAGAGAGAUGACACAGAGGACACCAGCUCAUGACUAGCUGCUAAAUAUGUGUACUAAUUCCAUUGUAUGGUAAUAUCAUUUUAAACCAUCAACUUGUACUGAAGAUUUCAGAAUCUGAUAUUUUUCUAUUGGUUUCCUUCUUGGGAAUAUUCUCAAUCUUUACUUUGUAA